AUGAAAAACACACAGACAGAGAGAGAGAGAGAAAUCACAGAGGGGGAAAAAUCCAGAACGCAUUCCUGAAAUCUCCCAAACUUUCUUCCUUCCCGGUUUUAAUGUGAUCUGUGGAUAAAUAAAUCCCGCGGGUUUGUGAGGAAGUUAAUCUGCUCUCUGUUCGCUUCCUCACUUUAACUUUGAUCACUUUGACUUUUCCUCUCGCGAACUUUGGCAGAAGCUAAUCAGGCUAAUUCAGUCAAGGCGGCGGCGGAAAAGGAGAAGCAUGUCAUCAGAAGAGGAGAGAUACAAGCUGGUGGUGGUGGGUGGAGGUGGUGUGGGCAAGAGCGCCCUCACUAUUCAGUUCAUCCAGUCCUACUUCGUGUCUGACUACGACCCGACUAUCGAGGACUCGUACACCAAAAUCUGCACCGUGGAUGGGAAGGAGACCCGAUUAGACAUUCUGGAUACAGCAGGUCAAGAAGAGUUUGGCGCGAUGAGAGAGCAGUAUAUGCGAUCAGGAGAAGGCUUCCUACUGGUGUUUGCUCUGAAUGACAUUGGAAGCUACAACGAGAUCCAGAAGUUUCACACUCAGAUCCUGCGAGUAAAAGAUCGAGAUGAUUUCCCCAUGGUCCUCGUAGGCAACAAGUCUGAUCUGGAGCAUCAGAGAGUGGUUUCAAAAGAAGAGGCCAUGUCUUUUGCCAAAGAGAACCGGAUCCACUAUAUGGAGUCCUCAGCAAAGAACCGCUACAACGUGGAUGAGGCUUUUCUGGAGGUGGUGCGAGCGAUAAGAAAGUUCCAGGAGACAGAAAGUCCUCCUCAGCUUGUGAAUCAUGCUCGGAAGCCAAACAGUGGCAGGUGUCCCUGCACCAUCCUCUGAUCACCUUCACACAUUGUCGCCAUGGAGACUGAAGCCCCCCUCCCCCCUACAUGUCUGGUGCCGUGUGUGUGCGCACGCAUGCCUGCUUUUUGUCAGUCAGGAGUGUGUGAUCUUGCUCAUGAUUGAGGUGUUGAAACUUUUAAAUUUUUUCACCCUGCACUUUUUUACAUUUAGUACAUUUUAAAGUAUAUCUUUUUUAAUUUUUUUUAUGUUUUUAGGUUGAAGCAUUUCGUUGUGUGUACAGCAGUGUAGCAAGCAGAGAUUAACAGAACUGUACAUAUGUAUAUUGUGUGUGUGUGUGUGUGUGUGUGUGAGAUAUAUGCAUACACGCACGCCGUGCCUGAUUUAAGCUGACGAGCUGCUUUAUUAUUUACUGUAAAUAACAUCAGAAGGGAAAAUUAGUGUUUCUCACUCUGUUUCUCGUAUGUGUGGAUGAUAGUAAAAAAAUUAACUGCACUGAUAAAAGAACAGAAAUCCUGUUUACUCUAAAUUCACAAAUGAUAGAAAUGUACAUGUAGCUGUUGAACUCAGUAAAGAUUAAAAUUCAGAGACUCCAAGCGCGAACCUCAUACCUGCAGCCGCUCCAGUGUGUGUGUGUGUGUGUGUGUGUGUUCAGAUGAGACGGAUAUGAGCGAAAACCUUCCCAAGUCUGUUCUAAUGGACUUUUACAUGCUGCAGUAAUUCAGUAUAAAGUAGUUCUGGUGACUUCCAUCUCUAAAUGGAGGGAUUCAAACAUUUACAGCUUUAUUUAUACAAAAACACCUCCAUCUGAAGAUUGUGUUUUAUUUCAAAUAAACCUUUAAUGAUGGAGUUCAGCAGCAGCUUUCUGUUCUUUGUGAGUUUGGAGUAAACUGGGUUUGUGUACUUUUCUCACUGCAUAGAGGCAAGCUUUAACUCUCUCUCUCUCUCUCUCACACACAGCAGAGAGAUCAGAUGCCCCGAAUUCCACCAAAGUAGUUCCAGGGCUGGUUCGGGGCCAGUGCUUAGUUUGGAACCGGGUUUUCUGUUUCCACUGACAAAGAACUGGCUCUGGGCCAGAAAAACCGGUUCCAGGCUAGCACCAACUUUCUGCUGGGCCAGAGGAAAGAACCGCUUACGUCAGCGGGGGGCGGAGUUGUUAAGACCAAUAACAAGACCGCGAAAAGUCGCCAUUUUUAAGCGACGAGAAGCAGCAGCUGUACAAACGCGAAGUCAUCCAUUAUUAUUAUUGUUGCUGCUGCUGCUGCUUCUUCCGUGUUAUUUUUGCUUCAAUAUUUGCGCCAAGGUUUAUGCAAACGUAGCGGCAUAACUGACGUAUACAGCGACAUAAUGACAUGUCUUCCCUUAGCACUGCGAGCGAUGGAAAAGCAAACUGGUUCUCAGCUGGCUCGCAAGUUGAACGAGUUGUGAACCAACACCAGCACUGGCCCCGAACCAGCCCUGGAACUGAUUUGGUGGAAAAGGGGUAACAGUGAAACACUGCAGUGAGAAAACAGUAGUGUAAAACUCUUUCUGGUGUGAGGAUGUGAACAGAUUUCGUUUUUCCUUUCUCGACCCUGUUAGCUCAUCAGCGCCCUCACCAGGACAAUCAGUUUGUAGUGUGCUAAACUGGAGGCUAUAAUCCUCGCUGCUUGUUCGCAGUAAACUUUACCCAUCGAACACCUCAUCCUGUGUUGACGUUAGCGAAUGGCAGGCAGUCGUUUACUUUUAAUGUUGAAGCUGCGAUUUCAGUGAUGUUUGAUGUUUUCAGAUUUUCUGCAAAUUGGAUAUGAUAUAAAGACGUGACUCAUUGAAACGUGUCUCGAAUGAUUCCUCGGACCAAUCCUCUGGCUUAUAUACACAGUCCGACAUUUCUUCAGUUCCUCCUUCAGUUCCUACCUGCAAUUAGUUUCCGCUUCCUGUCUGACACACAACAAUGAAAGAAAAACUUUUAUGCAUCGUUUCUUCUUAUCCUGUCCUAUGAUAUCUGCAGAUGACAAUUAAGAAAAAUAACGCUGGGAAGGAAGUAGCAGAGAUAGUUGGUGAUCGUCUCUGGUGAGCAUACGUAGCUAGUACAGUUAGCUCGCUUUGCUAAUCUUAUCGGAGAACAAAGUUGAGCUCGGAACACGUCACUCUCACAACUGAUUUUCACGCUGAUUAGUGUGUGGUGUUUAACCAGAUAGCUCUGGACAGGCCCUGCCCCACCCCCAAAAAGGGACAUGAUUGACUUGUCAUCUGCUGAUGUAACUAAGGUGAUAGACGAAGAAGAAAAUUGUAUGCAUUUUUGCUUUUAGCUCAAUAAUCAUUUUAAUGCCUUUAUCCCUUGUCUGGUGUGUGUGUUAAUUUUAUGCCCCUUUUUUACUUAAAGCAGAGGAGUAUUAAUGCUAAUUAGGUAUUUACACCAAGUGAGUAUUUAAAUCUAAAACCGAGCUGACGAUAAAAUCGUCAGUGUUUCCUCCAAAUUAAAACUUGUUUUGAGCCAAACUGAAAUAUUUUAAACUCCUCACACCCUUCAUUGUGUUUGUGAACAUGACUGAUGAUCACGGUGGCUUAAUGGAAAAAACAGAGGAGAGGGAUGAGACAAAGCAGUAGUGAUUUAGUGAGUGGCUCCAGUGACUAUAUGGUUUUAAUAUAAAUGUUAACCAAAGAACAUGCAAUUAAACGAUUAACUGUUUGCACACCUUUUGUUAAGCAAGAGUAGUUUGACACUAAAACUGUUUUUAUGCAUUUUUGUACUGUAACAGAGGGUGUGUGUGUGUGUAGGUACUCUGAAUGAAUUUGCAGAAGCCUUUGCUGUUUGUUUGAUGCGCUUUUAAGAGAACCUCUGCCUGCUGCUGCACUGCUCUAUUCCCACCAGAGGUCGCUGUACACACUUCCACCACAGAUGCACCUUCACAUAGGGAUCAGACUUAACAUCCAGCAGCAAAUUCAGUUUGAAGCUCCGAGGUGUGUGUGUGUGUGUGUGUGUGAGAGAGAGAUGGGAAAUGAUAUAAUGUUGCGUACAGCGCGGGUCUCAUUAUUCAGUCGUUUUAAAUCAAGCUCUUUAUCAGUGGCUUCCAUUAUAGAAAACAAUCACAUUUUAUUUUAUACUGAAAUCAGUUUUAAAAAAAAAACUUUUGUACACAAUUAAAGUAGUAUUUACGUAAAAAC
Messenger RNA from Neoarius graeffei (lesser salmon catfish), 3967 nucleotides. RefSeq names its product RAS related (gene rras). The coding region runs from base 266 to 859 and encodes 197 amino acids. NCBI's taxonomy places the organism in Eukaryota, Metazoa, Chordata, Actinopteri, Siluriformes, Ariidae. Gene Ontology annotation, molecular function: GDP binding; GTPase activity; GTP binding. Gene Ontology annotation, cellular component: plasma membrane. Gene Ontology annotation, biological process: signal transduction. The transcript has 7 exons. The record is from RefSeq and is a predicted model, not a curated record.